Molecule: messenger RNA, 930 nt
Organism: Ctenocephalides felis (cat flea)
Lineage: Eukaryota; Metazoa; Arthropoda; Insecta; Siphonaptera; Pulicidae
Exons: 7
Coding region: 1-852 (283 amino acids)
Source: RefSeq, a predicted model, not a curated record
AUGUUUGCUGAUAAAUUUGGUGCUGUUUUGGCUUUGGCUUCAAUUUUGGUGGCUACGACACAAGGACAAUCUUUAGAUGACCUUAUUAACCAAGUCUUCAAUAACAAUUCUGGCCCAACUGACAAAACAGGAGGCACUCAAAUUGGAGGCGGUCUUAUUACAGCUCCCAACAAUGGAGGUGGAGGCGGAGGAGUUCAGCCUAAUAAUAAUUUUGGACAAAUAACUGGAGGAGGUGGAGGACAACUCGAUAAUCCUAAUCAAGGAGGCAAUAUAGACAUCGCUGGAGGCGGUGGAGGCACUUGCAAUGGUGAAUGUGUUCCUUACUACUUGUGCAGUGCUAAUAAUUCAGUCAUCACAGACGGUGUUGGAUUAAUCGAUAUAAGAACAAUAACUCCUGCACCACCACGUCCUGGUACACCACAAAAACAUCCUCCUGGCUGCGGAUACAGGAAUCCUGAGGGGGUUGGAUUCAGGAUUGUCGGUGACAAAGAAGGUGAAUCUCAGUUCGGCGAAUUCCCAUGGAUGGUAGCAGUUUUAAGAGAAGAAGCCAUUGAUGGUAAAGCUGAAAGGAUCAACGUUUACCAAUGUGGUGGAUCUUUGAUACAUCCUCAGGAUUCCAAACACCACCUAUCAGCUCAGUCGAGUGAUCAACGCCAAAAUUCUGCCGAAACCGAAGCAUCGACAACAUCAACUGUAGGGUCUUUCUCACAUUGUCCAAGUGAAAGACCAAAAGCAAGACCCACCAUCACAGUAACUUCGGCACAACUGCCCAUAGGACCCACCAGCUCGGAGGAAUCAGCAAAGGAUUCGCCUGGCAAAACGGCACAGCCCAUGUCAGAGACAAUGUGCUGAUAGCGAAAGAAAUAUAAAACAUGGAAAGUUUUUAAAGAUUUUGCGAAGUGUUAUUUGCAUAUGGUAGUUAUUACGUUA